Messenger RNA from Doryrhamphus excisus (bluestripe pipefish), 1984 nucleotides. Lineage: Eukaryota; Metazoa; Chordata; Actinopteri; Syngnathiformes; Syngnathidae. The record is from RefSeq and is a predicted model, not a curated record.
CGUGACGUCACCGGCCGUCGGCGAGAGAGCAAUGGCGAUGCUGGACAAAAACAGGAGAGCCCGUCCGUGCUGUGUGGCGGGGAGCCCUCCUUCGACGCAUAUGUGAAGGAUUUUUCUCUUUCUGCUGACAAUGACAGUUCAGUGACACUCAAUCUAGCCUGGUGUGACCGGACGUGUGAUCGGACAGGAUGGCCUCUCAGGAGCCGUCGCCUCCGUCGUCCAUGGAGAGCAACAAGCCGGGCUUCCCCAAGAAGAUCCUGGGCAACAAGCUGGAGGACAAGCACCUGUGCAACUGCUGCCACAACAUACUCCGACGGCCCGUUCAGGCGCAAUGCGGCCACCGCUUCUGCGCGUACUGCUUCAACCUGGCCGUCAGUAACGGACCGCACAAGUGCAACGCUUGCAUCAAGGAGGACAUUUUCGAAGAACCGACGUCGAUCUUGAAACAGGGAUGUGCUUUUCCCGACAACGCAGUUCGCAGGGAAGUGGAAAACCUCUCUGCGGUUUGCUUUAACGAAAGUUGCACCUGGAGAGGAACCAUCAAGGACUAUGAGGUGAACCACGAGGGCAAAUGUGAGUUCAUGAUCAUCCCAUGCCCGUCCUGCAAGGAGCGAAUUCGUUUCAGCGAGCAGGAACGCCACAGUGAGCGUGAGUGCCCGGAGAGAACGCUCAACUGCAAGUACUGCAAGGAGCCCUUUCACUUCAAAAACAUCAAGGCGCAUGAUGAGAUCUGUCCAAAGUACCCGAUGAUCUGCGAGGGUUGCGCCAAAAAGAAAAUUCCCAGGGAAAAGUAUGUGGACCACAUUAAGUUCUGCAGCAAAUUCAGAACGCCGUGUCGCUUUCACGUGGUCGGUUGCGACAUGUCUGUGGAAAAAGAGAAGACCCACGACCACGAGCGUGCUUUUGCCUACGAGCACCUGAACCUGCUGCUGCACUACAUCAUGGGCAUGAAGGUGAGCAUGGAGGGGCUGCAGCCGCAGGGUCUGGAGGUGGCGGGACACAAACUGGUGGAACUGCAGCAGUCCCUCAGGGAGCUGGAGGCCCGGGUCUCCCUGCUCAGCAACACCUCCUCCGGGCCUCCCGUGCAGGGAGCCGCCGCCUCCUCCUCCUCUUCCGGUUCGGGCUCGUGCACCUCGGCCCCUCUGCCCCCGCCUCCCACUCUGGCGCCCACCCUCUCUGUGUCUACCUCCUUCACGCCGCUGCCCAGCUCGGUGGGUGCGGCACUGGAGCUGCAGCUCCACAGCGAGAAGACGAAGGUGGCCGAGCUGGGCCGCCGAUGCACGGAGCUGGAGGUGAAGUCGGGCACCUUUGAAAACGUGGUGUGCGUCCUGAACAGAGAGGUGGAGCGUUUCGCCACCACUAUGGAGGCCAGCAAUCGCCAACACAAGCUGGACCAGGACAAGAUCGAGGCUCUGAGUAACAAGGUGCGGCAGCUGGAGAGGACGGUGGGGCUGAAGGACCUGACGGUGGCAGAGAUGGAGGGUCGGCUCAGGGAAAUGUCAGCCACGACCUUUGACGGCGUCUUUGUGUGGAGAAUCUCAGAUUUUGCCAAAAAGAGACAGGACGCCAUUGCAGGUCGAGCCCCAGCUAUGUUCUCACCAGCCUUCUACACCAGCAAGUACGGCUACAAGAUGUGUCUACGCAUCUAUCUGAACGGAGAUGGGACGGGCCGAGGCAGCCACCUGUCCUUGUUCUUUGUGGUCAUGAGAGGACUCAGCGACGCUCUGCUCAAAUGGCCGUUCAACCAAAAGGUGACGCUGAUGCUGCUGGACCAGAGCAACCGUGAGCACAUCAUCGACGCCUUUCGCCCGGAUGUGACCUCCUCCUCCUUCCAGCGGCCCGUGAGUGAGAUGAACAUUGCCAGCGGCUGCCCGCUCUUCUGCCCUCUCUCCAAACUGGACGCCAAAAACUCCUACAUUCGCGACGACACCAUCUUCAUUAAGGCCAUCGUGGACCUCACGGGCCUCUAGAGGGGUCCCUGAAG